CGGAUCGUGUGCUGAUUCCAGAAUUCAGGGUUGUACCAUCGAGAAAAGGUGCGCAAUACGAUACCUCUAUCGUUCGAUGAUGCCGUUCGCGUUUAUCGAACCACUAUCGGGUGCGAGUCUGUGGACCGAUAGUAGGGUAUUUUAUGGCAUUCACCCGCAAACCUCGAUCGAAGACGGCCCAGUACCGGCGAAAGCCAAUCAAACUGAAGGAAAGAUAACCCAUCAAACAGACCCUGAGAGAAAGAGUCAAGGCCUUGAAUGAGAAAGAGAGCAAAUAAACAAACUUAUAUAUUCGUUAAAUUUUUGAACAUAACAGUCUGCGACGAACAGUUGAUCGGGGACAAGCUAUUGGCCGGUUGUUGGGUGGGUAACCAAGACAAGACAAGACUGUCAAUUUCUAGGUCAGUGAGCGACAAAGAGUGAAAGUACAGAUAAAACAAGUGAACAUGAAGCCACUGUUUGCGUCCGGUGUUGCGUUACUGUUAUUGAUGUCAGUCCGAUUGAACCGUGGACAAGACUUCAAAGGCGCCAUUGAUCAGUGCACAAAGGAGUUCGACAUGGAUAUGGACAUUGUGAUCUCACUCAAAUACGGAGAUUUCAGCGAACGCGAUCCGCUAAUCGAGUGUUUCACUGAGUGCUUGAUGAAACGAUCGGGAUUCAUGUUCGAUGACUUCACGUACAACAAAACACUAAUAAUCGGAUUCGCCGGACGAUAUCUGGAACCAGAGGGGGCCCAAAACGUGUAUGAUAAUUGCGUGGACAGAUUUGGAUCCACCGUAUGUGUAACCGGAUUCGAAAUGUACCAGUGUAUACACGAAACCGCCGUUUCGGAGUGGGUGGAGAACAAUUUCUAACCAAAGUUACAUCGCGCUGUUGACCCGUUUUUGGAAACCAAACGAUUGCUUUGCUUACGUUUUCAUUAAGCAAUAUUGUAAUUUUACUCUAGAUGUAAGCCUUAUGACUCAUCAAAUCCCUUGUUCAUUCUGACAAAUUUGUCAUUUAUUUAUCUAUUUAUUCAUAUCUAAUUUAUAUUAUUUAUUCUUUUAUUUAUAUAAACUUCAUACAUUUGAAAUGUAAUUUAUUUGAUGAACAUAUGUCAUAUUUUACACAUAGUGUAACUACCAUUUAACUGUCGCUCUAGGUAAGAAACAAUGUUUGAAGCUUUAAUAGAAUAAACGUCUUUAAAACAACAGCUACGAGAACUGAAUUACAUUGCGUCAUUUUAACUGAUUAACAGGCGACUAUAAUAUUUUUAAAAAAAGAAGACUAGUUCAUUGGAUUUAGUUUUAUAUGUCGAUUAUCUAAAUCUGAAUCGGUGAAGAAACAUGAUUUUUCGAACGGUUAACUUUGAAAAUCAAGACUCAAAAACGAAAAAAAAUACAUCUCUGAUUUUUUGGAUAUGUUAUGUAAAAAAAACUCAGCUUUCUAGAAAACAUGCAUAAAAUAUAGCGCCCUUGGUCCCGAGACCAUGGAAACAGUAAAAAAAACAAAUACAAUCAAUCAUUAGAAACAUUAGAGGCGAAUGAACUGCAAAGUUUAAAGCCUCAUUAAAAACAAAGAGUGAAGUGAAUAAUUACAAAUACAAAAUCCAACUUUUUUGCAAGUGCAAUAUUUUUCAAGAAAGACUAAUUGAUUGGCUUUAAUUUGAUAUGUCGAUCAUCUGAAUCGAUUCAGUAGUUCAAAAGUUAUGAAUUUAAAAAAAAGUCAUUUUCUGAAAAAAAAACGGGAGAGAUUUGAUUUUUCGGUCACUCUAAAAUGGAAAUUGACACUCAAAGAAAAAAAAAAUAAAAAAUAAGGAUCUAAUACUUUGCGAUAAGGAACAAAACUACAACUUUUCACAAAAGUCUGAAUAUCGGUUUGACAUGGAAUGGCUGUAUAUUUACCAAAUACUUUUUCAACAGACCUCUUAGAGUCACUCAAUUUAUUUGGGCUUCUAGAGAUGCGAUAGAUGAUGAAAAGAUGAUGAUGAUGAUGGCCCACCUCAUACCCCUACAAAGGUUUGAGCAGGGCGAUUUAUCUUAUAGAUAAUAUUUAUUGUCAAACAUAUCAAGAAGCCAGUAUUAUAAAAACAAAAACAAAAACAAAGCGAACUGGCUCUGUUGCAGGCAUAAAUAUCUAUCAAUAGAAUAUUAAAAAAUAGGCAUGAACUGCAAAAAAAUAAACAAUGUUCCUAUCUAUAUUGACAUUGACAUAGUCAUAUUCUCAACUUCAGGCCCAAAGUUUUUCCAAGGCAUGUCAAGAAAAUUUCCUACCCGGGAAGAUCCUUGACUGAUUGGGAAUUGAACCCAACUAACAACAACUAACAACCAAAAGUUUCAACUUAGUACAUAAAAGAGAUCUGCUACAAUCAGAAAUAAUCGAUACCACCAUCUGAUGAAAGAUAGUUUACGACAAUUCUGAAUGAGCUAUCCCUAUUCCAGUUUCCACUUCAGACCCUACAUAAAAUUUCAUUGUGUGUCAGUUUUCUGCCAGUGUUCAUUAUUAACAUUGGUCCAAUCCCACCAAACGCGCGCGACGCUCAAACUUUCGUAGACAACGCUCGUUUUUCUUUUUUUUUAAUGAUCUACA
This is a messenger RNA of Toxorhynchites rutilus septentrionalis, 2568 nucleotides long. RefSeq names its product general odorant-binding protein 56d-like. The record is from RefSeq and is a predicted model, not a curated record. The transcript has 4 exons. Bases 447 to 854 code for a protein of 135 amino acids. NCBI's taxonomy places the organism in Eukaryota, Metazoa, Arthropoda, Insecta, Diptera, Culicidae. Gene Ontology annotation, biological process: sensory perception of smell. Gene Ontology annotation, molecular function: odorant binding.